GUAUCUAAAUAAUACAAUGCAUUUCGGAAUGCGCAGUAGGAUUGAACAUGUCAACCUGAGGUAGGGUGAUGUGACAAUGAAAGUUACUUCAACGGGAGAAGAGUACUUAGAAUACGCAGAAAGAGCAACUAAGACAAGAACUGGGAUAACGAGUGACACCAGGAAUUUCGCUCCGAAAAUGUUUGAGGAUAGAGGUAAUCCCAGAUGCCCUGUGUUAGCUUACAAAGAGUUUGCCAACAGGAGACCUGAGGCAAUGAAAAAGCCUGAGUCACCAUUCUACAUAGGCAUUUCAAGAAAUCCAGAGAAAGCCUGGUUCAUUAAUCAACCUAUGGGAAAAAACACAAUUGGAAAUAUUGUUAAGGUGAUGUGUGAAGCUGGUGGCAUUCAAGGAAGAAAAGUAAAUCAUAGUGCUAGGAAAACGGCCAUUACUUCCCUUGUUCAUGCAGGUGUUCCCCCAACCUUGAUUCAGCAGUUGUUCGGUCAUAAAAAUGUUAACUCGAUAAAUAAUUACAGCACUGCCUCAAGUGAUCAGCAGAGACAUAUGUCCUCAAUUCUCACUAAUUAUUCAAGUUUAUCUGAAAACGUAUAUCCAGAACAACAAGCAACUGAAUCUUCGAUUCCAUCCCCAGAUUGUUCAUCUCUACCACUGGCUCCCAUAAUGUCUAUAUGUCAUCAGUGA
Messenger RNA from Saccostrea cuccullata (small rock oyster), 679 nucleotides. RefSeq lists its product as uncharacterized. Gene Ontology annotation, molecular function: DNA binding. NCBI's taxonomy places the organism in Eukaryota, Metazoa, Mollusca, Bivalvia, Ostreida, Ostreidae. The record is from RefSeq and is a predicted model, not a curated record. Bases 77 to 679 code for a protein of 200 amino acids. The transcript is spliced from 2 exons. Gene Ontology annotation, biological process: DNA recombination; DNA integration.